AUGUCCAACUCCAAGAAGAGAGCAGCGGCCCCCGACCAGGACGGCGAGCGCAAGAAGAAGAAGAAGAAGUCGGCCUACACCGUCGACGAGACGCUGCUCAACGAGGAGCUGGGCAUCAACGAGUCCUUCGCCGUCAUGGACAACCAGCUGCUGGCGGACUACACCGCUCAGAAGCUCGCGCGGUUCGCGACGGACCUCAGCCCCGUCGAGAUUUCCGAUCUGUCCCUCUCAGCAAACGCGAUCAAGGACACCACGUCAUGGACGGAGCCCCGGUCCACGGACAAGCUGGCGGCGUUCCUGGAAAAGUUCGCCGAGAAGCCGGAGAAGCUGCCCACGGCGCCGGAGAAGAAGGGCACGCCGCACACCAUCAUCGUCGCGGGCGCGGGGCUGAGGGCGGCGGACAUUGUGAGGGCCGUGAGGGGGUUCCAGACGAAGAAGAGCACCGUGGCGAAGCUGUUUGCAAAACACAUGAAGGUCGAGGAGCAGGUCAAGUUCCUCCAGGGCACGAGGACGGGCAUCGCGGUCGGCACGCCGGCGCGGCUGAUGGAGCUCGCGGACAACGGCGCGCUGUGCCUGGACAAGGUGCAGCGCGUGGUGGUCGACGCGUCGCACAUUGACUCGAAGAAGCGCGGGGUGAUGGACAUGAAGGACACGAUGCUGCCGCUUGCGAGGUGGCUGUCGCGCAAGGAGCUGAAGGAGAGGUACACGGACGACAAGAGGCAUUUGGACCUGGUGUUUUUCUGA
Messenger RNA from Colletotrichum siamense, 744 nucleotides. RefSeq names its product Protein CMS1 (gene CSM1). NCBI's taxonomy places the organism in Eukaryota, Fungi, Ascomycota, Sordariomycetes, Glomerellales, Glomerellaceae. Bases 1 to 744 code for a protein of 247 amino acids. The transcript has 3 exons. Gene Ontology annotation, cellular component: nucleus; 90S preribosome. The record is from RefSeq and is a predicted model, not a curated record.